This is a messenger RNA of Cucumis sativus (cucumber), 1197 nucleotides long. RefSeq names its product probable calcium-binding protein CML25. The transcript has a single exon. The coding region runs from base 402 to 959 and encodes 185 amino acids. Lineage: Eukaryota; Viridiplantae; Streptophyta; Magnoliopsida; Cucurbitales; Cucurbitaceae. Gene Ontology annotation, molecular function: calcium ion binding. The record is from RefSeq and is a predicted model, not a curated record.
GAUAUAUAUAGAAAGCUAGAGUUUUGUGUUGCCAACUCAUCCUCUUCUACGAUAAUUUUUUAUUCUCAAGUGAAAGAUGCAUCUUAUCAUAUGAUGAUACAUUCUCCCACAAUAUAUAGAAAAAAAUAAAAUAAAAUCUCAACCUCAGUUAGUGCCAUUCCACCAUUUGUUAAUCUCUCUCUCUCGUCCAUUUCUCUAUAAUUGGAUUGGUAUUCAACAAACUGUAGCCAAUCUCAAAUCCCCAUUUUCCUUCCCCGCUUCAAUUCUCCCCUAAAUCGAUAAUGCUCAAUUUCUCCUUCCUGUUCAUCCUCAAUCCUCCGAUUUGCAUUUCUUUCUGAUAUCGGUUUUGGUGGUAAUUAAUUCAUCGGCUGUUCUUCGCAGCAGAGAGAAAUAAUUCGACCAUGGGAUUUAGAUCUCUGUUCCGAAAAAAGAAACCCUUCUCCUCCGUUAAUUCUCCACUCGUUUCCUCAUCCUCCACACUCGGAUCUCGAUCCUCAUUAGAUGAUUCAGAAUCUCAGAUCACAGAACUCGAGGAAGUAUUCAAGAAAUUCGAUGUGAACGGUGACGGAAAGAUCUCCUCUGCUGAAUUAGGCUCCAUUAUGAGAAGCCUAGGGCACAACGCUACAGAGGAAGAGCUCGGGAAGAUGAUAGACGAAUUCGAUGCCGAUGGCGACGGAUUCAUCAAUUUGCACGAAUUUGUGGAAUUAAAUACUAAAGAAAUCGAUCCGGAGGAAUUGUUGGAGAAUCUGAGAGAGGCGUUUUCGGUAUAUGAUAUCGAUGGAAAUGGAUCCAUCUCUGCUGAGGAAUUGCAUAAGGUUCUGCAAAGUUUGGGGGACGAUUGUUCGGUAGCGGAUUGCCGGCAGAUGAUCAGCGGCGUCGAUAGCAACGGCGAUGGAAUGAUUAGCUUUGAGGAGUUCAAGGUGAUGAUGUCGACGGGACUGUCCGUCGCUGGCAGCUGAGUUUGAACAUCCGCUGGUAGAUUUCAAGAGGAAUUUGCUAGAAUUCGGAUUUUUUUUUCUUCUUCCGUUCUGUCUCCGACGAAAGUACUGGAAGUUCUUCACCGUUAUAUAUAUAUAUAUUAUUUGUAGAAUUGUAAAAAACAUAAAAAAAUAAUAAUAAAUAUUUAUUCUAUAAAUAAUAGACACUUACAUGACUAAUUGAUAGUCAAUAAAUAAAAUUCUAUCCAUUUUUAUUCUA